GAAAGCCGUGUGUUUUGGAAUGUGUUGACUUCGUACUUCUACCACUGUGCCUUCAAGAAACAUACUAGUGAAUAAUGAGCUUCAGUGAGUGCAGGGAAUUAAUAACAGAAGGAGAUACUGUUAUUUUGUACAUCAAUGUUUCACAGAUCUAUGCUCUGGAGGUAACACCAAAAGUGUCCAAUAAGCAUGGUCAACUGGUUGACAAUGUCUUCCAAACUAAAUAUGGCUCUCUGAAGGUUACCGAUCUAAUUGGUAAAAAGUUUGGAUCCAAAGUGAGCUUGUCAAAGGGAUGGGCACAUGUACUGUACCCAACACCAGAAUUAUGGACUAUCACUUUGCCUCAUCGUACACAGAUUCUCUACACCCCAGACAUAUCCAUGGUUUUAACACAGCUGGAAGUUGGCCCCGGCUCAGUCGUAUGUGAAGCUGGUACAGGGAGUGGAUCACUGUCUCAUGCUUUGUUAAGAGCUGUUGGUCCAACAGGAAAAUUGCAUACUUGUGACUUUCACAAAGAAAGAGUUCAGGUUGCUCUUGAAGAGUUUACUCGUCAUGGAUUUGGUGAUCGUGUGACAGUGACACAUCGAGAUGUUUGUGUCCAAGGCUUGGGCAUUGAAGGAGAAGCAGAUGCGGUCUUUCUAGAUCUACCUAAACCAUGGGAAGCAAUUCCUCAUGGUGUGAGAGCAAUCAAAAAUGCUGGUGGCAGGAUAUGUUCAUUCUCUCCAUGUAUAGAACAAGUGAGCAGAACAUGUGAACUUAUGAAAUCAAUAGGACUAAGAGAAAUAACAACUUUAGAAUGUUUAGCUCGAGAAUUCCAAGUUAAAACUAUUUCACUCCCUGUUAUCUCUAGAACAAAAAAGAAAAUUGAAGUCCAAGAUCCUGAUGUUGCUCAGGAUGAACCAGAGGUCAUAAAGAAACAAAAGAUUGAUAAUGAUAAUGAAGAGGAAGAAGCUUCAGAUGCCAGUGACAAAUUUGAAAAUAAUCAUGAAGAAAUACCAACAGAAAAAGAGAACAAUCAGGCCAAAAUUGAAUCAGUACAGAAAAUGAAUGAUAUCAAAUUCCGCACUGGUGUUACACAACUGAAGAUGCCAGGACACACUGGGUUCCUUACAUUUGCAACUGUUCCACCUGAUUUAAAAAGACCUGAAAUCAUUAACAACCCUUGUGAUUCUGCUGAGUAAGAACAGCUAUUAAAGUUUUUUUUUUCUUUAAAA
Penaeus indicus is the source of this 1211-nucleotide messenger RNA. RefSeq names its product tRNA (adenine(58)-N(1))-methyltransferase catalytic subunit TRMT61A-like (gene Trmt61). The record is from RefSeq and is a predicted model, not a curated record. Gene Ontology annotation, cellular component: tRNA (m1A) methyltransferase complex; nucleus. Gene Ontology annotation, molecular function: tRNA (adenine(58)-N1)-methyltransferase activity. Gene Ontology annotation, biological process: tRNA methylation. NCBI's taxonomy places the organism in Eukaryota, Metazoa, Arthropoda, Malacostraca, Decapoda, Penaeidae.